This is a messenger RNA of Paramormyrops kingsleyae, 1979 nucleotides long. It is a transcript of the gene cep57, whose product is annotated as centrosomal protein 57. Gene Ontology annotation, molecular function: microtubule binding; gamma-tubulin binding; identical protein binding. The record is from RefSeq and is a predicted model, not a curated record. Gene Ontology annotation, cellular component: centrosome. Lineage: Eukaryota; Metazoa; Chordata; Actinopteri; Osteoglossiformes; Mormyridae.
GCGCUACUUCAAUCGUUAUGAUGACCCGUGUUAUGAGCGUUUGGAGGCCGCGCUGGCGGCGGCCCUGCCUGCCACGCUUGGCUUAUCUGCCCCCUUUGCUUGUUUGUUACCCACCAAAACGUGUAAAUAUCAGUGGUGUUUACAAAGCGGGGAUCCUGCUCCCUUCCAUCAGUCCCAGUACAGACAUAUAAGCCUGGAGUAGCCAUGUCGGACAGCAUAUCCUUGCCGUCCUACACAGACUAUCCUCUCGACCUGCCUUUCCUCAAUUCUAACCUGCGCCGGUCCCCCGCGAAGCCCGUCAUCGCGUACCCCGAAAGCAGCGGCGCAGCCAUCCUCUCGGCACUGAGGAACCUGCAAGAGAAGAUCCGCCGACUGGAGAAGGAGCGGGCAGAGGCAGAGAAGAGGCUGCAGCACCUGAGCAGGGAGGCGUCACGUUCGCGGGGGGUGCCGGAAAGCAGGGCGGAGAACGGCGGCAGAGUGACGAGCCAGGAUCUGUCCUCACAGCUCGCCGCUGCAGAGUCACGCUGCAACCUCCUGGAGAAGCAGCUGGAGUACAUGAAGAAGCUGGUGAGGAACGCGGAGAGCGAGAGGACAGCCAUGCUAAAGGAGCAGGUAUCAAUAGAGAAGGAAAAGGCGACCGAUCACACUGAAGUUCAGGUCAAGUUUGAGAAGCUGGACCUGCUGGAGCAGGAAUACCUGAAGCUGAUGAAGACCCAGAGUCUGGCUGAGAGGAAGAUUCGUCACCUGGAGCAGAAGCUGAGGGAGGAAGAGCACCAGCGGAAGCUAGUCCAGGACAAAGCCGCGCAGUUACAGACGGGCCUGGAAGCUAACCGGAUCCUGCUGGAGUCUGUGUCUCCUCGGCCAAGCAAAAGUACAAAAAACAGGAAGAAGAAAACCAAGAAGCCCGUGCAGCAUCAGCAUCAUCCCCAUCCACAGCCCCAUUACAGACUGUGUCUUGGGGACGUGCCCUUUGUGGCAGGGACGUCGACGGGUACGAGCCAUUCUGUUCGCGCCAAUGUCCAGCACGUGCUGCACCUCAUGAAGCAGCACAACCGGCAGCUGUGCAACGACCGCGUGCUGAGUGACACGCCAAUGGCCGGGAGGUCGUCCCAGGCCAACGGGAGGAAGUCUGCUACCUGUCACUCAAGAAAUGGCUCCGCCUCUUCCUCCUCCUCUUCCUGUAGCGAAGAGCUCUCGGAGCUGCUUCUGGCCCUUCAAGAUGAGUUCGGCCAGAUGAGCUUUGAGCACCAGGAGAUGGUGAAGCAGAUCCAGGACGCCCGUUCCGACCGACUGCGGCAGGACCUGGAGAGGGAGCUGGAGGGCCUGGUGAAGAGGAUGGAGAGCAAAGGGGAGCAGAUCGGGAAGGUGCGGCGGCACCAGGCGCAGUACAAUGAGUGGAUUCAACCCCUCGCAGGUGGCGAAACUCUGGAAGGAGACGAGGGGCAGGCGGAGGCGGGACAGCGAGGUCAGGGUGACCACCACAGUGACGACACGGGGGCGGGGCACCGGGGCGGCGAAGGUGAAACCUGGGGAGCGCAGCAGGGACAGCCUGCAGCUGCUCAGGGACAUGCGAAGCCUGCAGACGUCACUGCGCAGGGAGCAGAUCAGCUGGGACCACUGAGGAGGGGCGGGGCCGUCUGGGACGCGCAUUAAGGAUGUGACCUUGGCUCUGUUUACAUUCCUGCAGGGUGUGGUUAUUUUUUGCCCACUUGUUACCGCCAGGGGGCAGUAGCGAGAUCAAGGGGGGGGGGUGUAUGUUGUGUGUUUUUUUUUUUUUUUUUUUAAACUGCUGGGAAAUCUGGGGAUUUAGUGAGUUGUAAUGGAGGGUGUAAGCUCUGGGGACAUCCCCCCCCAGGACGGAGAAUUACAAGCUUGUGCUUUUAACACGCCUUAUUGUCAGCAUCAGCUGAAUUUGCAUAUGUAUACUUUUGCAUAAUUGCUGUCAAAAUCGUACCAAUAAAUAUUUAUUUUUUACCAGA